GCACCUCUUUCGCGGCAUGCAGUGAAGGUCAGAGGUCGGCUUUAGAGCUAGUGCCGCGAAGAGAUGAGCGUCUCUGACCACUGUGUCAAAUGUUUUGCACAGGUAAGAGCUGCUAUGGCGACGCAACACAGUAAAUCUUCAAGUGUUGUGGACACCGGUUUGCGGUCGGACACAAUGAGGAUCUGAGUUAACAUGUGCAUUCAGUCGGAGAUGCGUUUAUGUGCUGGAAGUGUACGCGAAUCGCGCCAGCGAUUAGCGGCUAAUAUUAGCAUUAGCGAUUAGCAUAGGUAGUUCACACUGUGUUGAAGGGCUAUCGGCCAUUUUGAUUCAGUGAAGUCCGUGAGAUGUUCAUGCAGUCGCCACAGCACUUUUUCAGGAGUCCUCUGAGUCCCUGGUCGGUGGAGACGGACCUGUAGGAGAGCCAGCAUCAUCUUCAGUCAUUGUAGAGAGGGGAAACUGGGAUGCAUUCAGCAGCAUGGAUCAGAUCACCGUUGUCCGAAUAGAUGAUUGUCACAUUGCAGAGUUGCAGGCACAGUGGGGGCAGGAGAAGAAAGGUGAGGGGGAGAAUGUGGAGUGCCUUGAGGUGGAAUACUCUCUACCCACGGAUGAAGACAGCAUUAACGUCACGGGAGCCGAAAUGACCAUUGGAGAGCCACUGAGAGAGACGGAGGAUGAAGAGGAGGAUGGCGUGUAUGUAAUCGAAUACUCCAAUCCAGAAGAAGAGGGGGAAAGCUACAGAUUUAAACUGGCCGUAGAUGGGCCGCUACCAGCCAAAGAACAGAUGAAACACCCCAAGGCUAAGGAGAACAUUGAGCGCACUUCAAAAGGAAAUUGCAGGGUGAAGGGAGGGAGCAAGGCAUGGACAAAGCUUGACCGAAAGGCCGACGUGAAGUUUUGCUGCCCAGUGUGCGCCGCCACAUUUCCUAGCAACGAGACCCUGUUGCAGCAUGAAGCCAAGCAUGGCAACAUGGGGGGGGAACAGCGCAGGCGGAGAUGGGAAGCGGCUGGUGUGCAAUUUGUGCCCGCCGCCAGGGAAACUGUUCAAGAAGAUGGCAGGCCUCUCCGUGCACCUGAAACUCAUCCACUACAAGGAAAGGAAGAAAGAUUAUUUCUGCGGCAUGUGCAGGAAACUGUGCCGCAACCAGCUUGACCUAGAUGCCCACACGCGUCGCCACGCCAACCAGAUGGCGGUCUACCAAUGCUCCCUCUGCCCAUUUAAGUCAACAGACAAAUUGAUCAGUGGGCUCAGUGGGAGGUACGUCAUGAAGAAACACUUGGAGUCUGAGCACAGCGGGAUCAUCCCCAGCUGUCAGAUCUGCAACAGAAACUUCAAGAACCUGACUUCGUACCUGUCGGACCAAUUCAGACACGUAGGCAUUUCGCCUUUCUACUGCCCUAAAUGCAAGAUCUAUGAGAUGACAGAGAGGGGCCUCGUAGUGCACCUGAGGAAUGACAAGCUGAAGAACAGAAGGGAAGGGGCGGGAGAGGACGAGGAGGAGAUGGAGGAACAAGAAGAACAUGCCAGUAGAGCAGAAAACUCUGCUACAGAUGACUCUGACUCCUGACCCUCCCUCAGAUAUCCCUGGCACAUCUGAUUUGUUGAGAUUCAUGGCUCUUCUGUUUUGAGGUGUGGACUGUGGUGUCUGAGGGCAAAAGGUGUGUCAAUAUUACAGUUGCAUGUACAAAAUGUUCUCACUGAUGGAAAUGUAACGUUUUCGACGCAGGUUUGUCUCCCAGAAAGAAGCAAAGUGACGGGCUGCAUGUGCUGGGGGGGUCCACAGCACCUACUGGUCACCCGGGUUUGGGUGCAGACUCGUCGGCCAGCUGGCGUCUGAAUCCAGGGGGUCAGACAGGCCUGUGCUGUCUUCUCUGUGUGCCAAACCUGGUCUUCCUGGGGGUGCGCCCUGGUGGCCAGUCGGCUGAAUGGACCUACCUAGAACCACAUCUCUGGGGAAAACGAAACAAAACCAGAACCGUAGUCCUGUUCCAUAAUGGUGCUCGUCCUGUCGAGGCUCUGGUGUUUAAAGUCCUUUCUCUCUUCAGUGUGAAGCGCAAAUGAAUGACAAAAAAAAAAUGCUGUGAUUUAACUGGUCAAUAAAAACUAUCACCAU
This is a messenger RNA of Lampris incognitus (smalleye Pacific opah), 2111 nucleotides long. RefSeq names its product zinc finger protein 567. Gene Ontology annotation, molecular function: histone deacetylase binding; RNA polymerase II cis-regulatory region sequence-specific DNA binding; DNA-binding transcription factor activity. The record is from RefSeq and is a predicted model, not a curated record. Lineage: Eukaryota; Metazoa; Chordata; Actinopteri; Lampriformes; Lampridae. The transcript has 3 exons. Gene Ontology annotation, cellular component: cytoplasm; nucleus. Bases 948 to 1565 code for a protein of 205 amino acids. Gene Ontology annotation, biological process: cell fate commitment; regulation of transcription by RNA polymerase II.